Spinacia oleracea (spinach) is the source of this 2350-nucleotide messenger RNA. Its product is annotated as pentatricopeptide repeat-containing protein At2g01860-like. Gene Ontology annotation, molecular function: protein binding. The coding region runs from base 340 to 1875 and encodes 511 amino acids. Lineage: Eukaryota; Viridiplantae; Streptophyta; Magnoliopsida; Caryophyllales; Amaranthaceae. The transcript has 3 exons. The record is from RefSeq and is a predicted model, not a curated record.
UGUAAAAUACAGAGUAACUGAGAUUUUCUUCAACCUAUCUUCUUCAACCUAAUUUCAGUUUUCUGACGGAAAAUUUUUCAUACAAUCGGCAAGUUUGCUUGGGAAACGUGAAUAUUAGAUUGAAAUCUCGUUUCCCAUUCGUUUCCGGGAUGAAUUCAGUUUCAAACACGUCUCUAUUUUUCUGAAACGGUUUCGGCGCGCGUUUCCCGGUUUCCCCGUUCCAGGACGUUUCGGAAACGGUUGAAUCAAAUUUGCCUCAGAAAGGGUAGUAUUGUAUGAGAACCAUCACUCUAGGUGCACAGCUAAUUGUGAUAGGUUGAUGUGUUUUAGUGUGACAAUAUGGAUUCGACUUUUCUGAGGUCUAAAUUACAUCAUCCCCUACUCGGCAUGCUAUUUUUCACACAAGGUGUAUAUCAUAACUUAAUUGUGGACAAAAAGCAUGUCAACUUGUCCAGGGUUGUUAAGGUGAAUUGUAAUUCAGCGGUUCACCUCAGAAAACCUCCUAAAUAUCUACGCUAUCCACGCCGCACGAAGCUUCCUCCUGAUUUUGGGGUUGAUACAUUCAUAAAACCAAGGAACGAGGUCAAAGACCACUCUGAAAUGGAUGUGCAAAUUGACUGGAGUUCUGAUGAUCAAGUUACAAGAGUUGAUUUCAGUGAUGAUGAAACCGAAGCUGAAGAUGGGCAUGAUGUUUGGGAAGCUGAUGAAAUCGAGGCAAUAUCAUCUCUAUUUCAAGGAAGAAUACAUCAAAAACCUGGGAAGUUGAAUAGGGAAAGGCCACUUCCACUUCCUCUUCCACAUCAGAUUCGACCAUUAAAACUCCCGACGACAAAGAAGCAUGUUAGAAUUUCUUCACCUGCAGCACUCUCAAGAUUAUCACUAACCAAGCAAAUCUACAAGGACCCAGUUUUCUUACUCAAGUUGGCUAGAGAAAUUAGAAGCCUUCCUGCAGAGGAAAAUGUAUCACUUGUACUCAACAAAUGGGGUAGAUAUCUACGCAAGGGGUCCUUGUCUUUGACCAUCAAGGAACUGGGUCACAUGGGUCUUCCUGAUAGAGCAUUGUUGACAUUCUGUUGGGCGCAGAAACAAACCCACCUUUUCCCGGAUGAUCGCAUUCUGGCAACUACUGUGGAAAUUUUGGCUAGGACCCAUGACUUAAAAUUACCCUUCGACCUGGAGAAGUUCGUUAAUUUGUCUAGUCGGGGUGUUCUAGAGGCAAUUGCUAGGGGUUUUAUUAAAGGAGGAAGCUUGAAUCUAGCGUUGAAGUUUCUAUCUGCAGCUAGGCGUGGUAAACGGUUGUUGGACUCCAGCAUCUAUGUCAAGUUAUUAUUAGAGUUGGGGAAAAAUCCUGAUAAAGAGGAAUUUGUUUUACCCUUACUGGAAGAGCUUGGGGAGCGAGACAGUCUGAACGUAAGCUUGCAGGAUUGCACUGCCAUAAUGAAAGUUUGUGUUAGGCUUGGGAACUUUGAUUUCGUGGAGUCCUUGUUUGACUGGUUUCAACAGAAUAGAAAUCAGCCAAGUGUUGUUAUGUAUACUACUGUGAUUUAUAGUCGCUUAUCGGAUAACAAGUAUAGGGAGGCGUUGGCUUUGGUUUGGGAAAUGGAACGCUUAAAUUAUGUCCUAGACAUGCCAGCAUAUAGGGUGGUGAUUAAGCUAUUUGUUGCUCUCAAUGACCUCCCGAGGGCAGUGCGAUAUUUUUCAAAGAUUAAGGAGGCAGGUUUUUCUCCAACAUAUGAUAUUUACAGGGACAUGAUCAGUAUAUAUCUGCUUUCUGAAAGGUUGGCUAAGUGCAAGGAAGUGUGCAAGGAGGUAGAGUUGGCAGGAUACAAAUUGGAUGCUAACUUGAAGUCCUAUUUGCUGCAACGGGAGAGAUAAAACUUGUCAGGAGAUGUAUUUGGAGUCUACUCCACUGCUCAAAGGAUGAAUCUUGGCUCAGAGAUAAGCCUCCAACAUUCUCUGAGGUGAAGGACACAGUAGCUAAUUCGCAAAAUGGCCACACGGAUAGAAAGCUUACUGAGAUUCUGAGAUUCGAGAGAGAGCAAGAAAUGUUGAAGAUGUGAUUGAUAUGUUUGUCUAAUGUUUGUUCAGUUGAUAAUUCUGAGACUCUGAGAGGUCAGAAUAGAAGCUAUCGACAGAUCGUCUAGGACGUAGUUGUCGAACUGGAAGUACAAGGGCAAUGGAGUUAUUGGUGCUUGUGUUAUUGUUUAUUGUAGUAUAUUAGGUUAGGUUAAUGUUUAGUGAUGUAGAUUCUUGAAGGUGUAAUUUGCAAAGUAGGACCUCAAAAUUACAAUGUAAAACUUUGAUUUGCGAUGUAAGACUUCAAUUUUGGAAUGAAAAUUUGAUUUUGGAA